Molecule: messenger RNA, 2435 nt
Organism: Sebastes umbrosus (honeycomb rockfish)
Lineage: Eukaryota; Metazoa; Chordata; Actinopteri; Perciformes; Sebastidae
Gene: slc34a2b
Product: solute carrier family 34 member 2b
Exons: 13
Coding region: 145-2049 (634 amino acids)
Biological process (GO): sodium-dependent phosphate transport; intracellular phosphate ion homeostasis
Cellular component (GO): apical plasma membrane; vesicle; brush border
Molecular function (GO): sodium:phosphate symporter activity
Source: RefSeq, a predicted model, not a curated record
CGUGACCUUUGAACCGAGAGCAGCGCGUGUGUGCUCGGAGCUGCGCUAUAAAAGAGCGCUCAGUCCGCACGAGAGCAACAGGUAACCAGGUGAAGCCUCCCACUCAACACACACCGACCACCGGACUGCUGCAGACAGUCAAUCAUGGCUCCAAGACCUCAAGUGGGGACCGAUCCGUCCCCGUCUCUCGAUGAUGACGGUCCGGCUAAAGACACGGCCAUCCUGCCGGCUUACUCCACCGUGGACCUGGUGAACGAGGAGCCGGAUGCAGAUCCCUGGGAUCUCCCAGAGCUCAAAGACACCGGGGUCAAGUGGUCAGAGCUGGAUACAAAAGGGAAGAUUAUCAGAGUGCUGACUGGUAUUUUGAAGGCCGUAACGCUGGUUGGACUCCUCUACCUGUUUAUCUGCUCGCUGGAUGUUCUCAGUUCUGCUUUCCAGCUAGUCGGAGGCAAAGCUGCUGGUGACAUCUUCCAGGAUAAUGUGAUAUUGUCCAACCCUGUGGCCGGGCUGGUGAUCGGGGUGUUAGUCACCGUGCUGGUGCAGAGCUCCAGCACCUCGUCCUCUAUUGUGGUCAGCAUGGUGUCCUCUGGAUUGCUGAAAGUCCAGUCUGCGGUGCCGAUCAUCAUGGGCGCCAACAUCGGAACAUCUGUCACCAACACUAUUGUGGCCAUGAUGCAGGCAGGAGACCGAAAUGAGUUCCGCAGGGCCUUCGCCGGCGCCACGGUGCAUGACUUCUUCAACUGGCUUUCCGUGCUGGUCCUUCUGCCCCUGGAAGUCGCCACGGGUGGUCUGUACAAACUCACCGGCCUCAUCAUCGAUUCCUUCAACAUCCAGACCGGAGAGGACGCCCCCGACCUGCUCAACGUCAUCACGGACCCUCUCACCAACUCCAUCAUCGAGCUGGACAAAUCUGUCAUCACUGGCAUCGCCACCGGUGACCCAGCAGCCAGGAACAAGAGUCUGAUCAAAAUAUGGUGCAAAAAGGAGGUCAACACGACUUUCUGGAACGAGACAGUGGACAGCUGUCCUGCUGGUGUCCUCUGCUGGGAGGAAGGAAACCUGAUCUGGGCCCAGUUGAACUCGUCGUGGACCGAUUACCAGGAUAAAUGCAAACACAUCUUCGUCAACGCUAAUCUGCCGGACCUGGCGGUGGGCCUCAUCCUGCUGGCUCUGGCUCUGCUCUGCCUCUGCACCUGCCUCAUCCUCAUCGUCAAGCUACUCAACUCCAUGCUGAAGGGGCAGGUCGCCGUGAUCAUCAAGAAGGUGCUCAACACAGACUUCCCCUUCCCCUUCGCUUGGGUUACUGGCUACAUUGCAAUUUUGGUGGGAGCGGGGAUGACCUUCAUCGUUCAGAGCAGCUCCGUGUUCACCUCGGCUAUCACUCCUCUUGUUGGUAUUGGUGUCAUUAGCCUGGAGAGAGCUUAUCCUCUGACACUGGGGUCAAAUAUUGGUACGACAACCACCGCUAUACUUGCUGCUAUGGCUAGCCCUGGAGAAACACUAGCCAACUCCCUGCAGAUUGCACUUUGCCAUUUCUUCUUCAACAUCAUGGGCAUCUUACUGUGGUACCCGAUCCCCUUCAUGCGGGUGCCCAUCAGGUUGGCCAGAGGGCUGGGGAACCAUACGGCUCAAUACCGCUGGUUUGCCGCGCUCUACCUCAUCCUGUGCUUCCUGCUUUUGCCUCUGGGCGUAUUCGGCCUGUCGCUGGCCGGAUGGCAGGUCCUGGUCGGCGUCGGCGUGCCCAUCGUCGUAUUGGCCAUCUUUGUGAUCAUCGUCAACGUGAUGCAGUCUUGCUGCGCCCGCUUCCUGCCCAAGUGCCUCCAGACCUGGGACUUUUUGCCCAAGCCCCUGCACUCCAUGGAGCCCUGGGAUCGCGUGGUGAUGUCAUGCUUCGGCUUCUGUCGCAGACGCUGCUGCUGCAAAUACUGCAAGUGCUGCAGAGAAGACGAGGACGAAAAGAUACGCAGGAACAGCAAGAAGAGUCUGGAGAUGUACGAUAACCCCGCCAUGACGAGGGACGAGGAGGCUGUUAAAGCAACACAACUUUAAUAUUAUUAUGAAGUUAAAUUUGUAUCUAUAGAGGCGAUAAUGCGGUAAUGUAUUUGUAACACACCUCUCAGGUCGUGGGAUGUCGAUGAUUCAUGCUGGAGAAUAUGAACAGAAGAGUUGAACCUGCUGUUUCUGGGCACGUCAUGUUUUCUUUUAUGUUUUCAAUUUAUAGUUGAGACUACUAUCUGCUAUGACUUAAAUAUGGGUGGUUCCGAAUGUUAUGACUUUGUUUUUAUAUUUUUUAUUGUAACGUGUGAGAGGUCGUCGGUUUUAUUUUCAACUUUGUAAAAUUUACAUGUCAAAUGUUUAAUGUAGCGUUGGAAAUAUUUUCAGUAUUUAAGACUAAAUAAUGUUUGUAAAUUAAAGAAAUUACUAUUUUUAAAGUG